UCCAAUUGGGGACUAUUUAUGUGGUGAAGAAUGGGUUUCAUGGAAGCGCACGUGAAUCGAUGAUGGCUGGCACGAGCACCUCCAACGUGAUCCAAUCGAUGUUCGUAGAAUUACCAAGAAGGAACCGGUUCGGUCGGAUCUCCGGCAAGAGCCACCGUGUUUCCGCCACCUCCGACGUAAGCGCUGAGGGACCCUACUGCAUCUACGUUGGUCCCCUUGAAACCGCCAACAAAGAGACCCUUGAAGCUCUUUAUUACCAAGCACGAGAUGCUUAUUAUAGUGGUGAGCCUUUGAUAGUUGAUGACAUGUUUGAUAGAGUAGAGCUAAAGCUAAGAUGGUAUGGUUCAAAGUCAGUUGUUAAGUAUCCUCGAUGCAGUAUCAGGAGGCAUUCAACAUAUGCAGAUGCUGAGGAAGAUCUAUCUAUGGUUUUUGCAUUGGCAAGCGCAUGGGCGAUGUUCCUUGCAUUUGGCAGUUUAGCAUGUGUUGGACCCAUAUCGUACACUGUUGGCAUGGCUUAUCAAAAUGCAUUCGAUUCAGGACUAUCACAUGGUAGCCAAACUUUUGGGCUAGGAUUUCUGGCCUUGGUGAAUAGUAUCUUCAUUGUGCUGGGCUUUGUCAUCGGGUACCCGGUGUCUUCAGCUUCAGUUAAGGUGCUUCAAGGCCUGUGGAGGAAUGACUUGGUGGCACUAAAAGGAGCAUGUCCAAAUUGUGGAGAAGAGGUGUUUGCAUUUGUGAGAAUGGAUAGGAAUGUUGACUCACCUCAUAGAGCAGAUUGUCAUGUGUGUGAAUGCUUAUUAGAAUUUCGCACUAAAGUGGAGCAAUCGGGUUCAAGAUUAGGUAGACAAUGGGUUUAUGGGCGUAUUUACCUUGUAUCUCUAACGGGCAGAUCCCGACGCCAAAGACAGCUAUGAAUUUUCUUCCCUGCGUUUGUGACUUGCUUCUAGGACUGAGUAUAGUAAGGAAUCAGAGUAGCAUCAAUUUUCCUUUUCAUAUUUUAGUCUAGAACAGUUUUGCCUUAAACCAAUUUGAAAUAUUUUUCGUAAGGAAGAAGUUGACAUGUUAAGGAAUGGAUAGUUUCUUUGAUUUGAUAGCGUGUUAAUGUCGUGCAAGAUUUUGGGGGGUGAAAUUUGAUUUGUAAACUAAGAUUUUUUUCAUUUGAUGUCAAGAUCUCAAAUAGAAUUUCCAGUUUUAUUUGAUAUUAUGAUAAUACCGAAUAGAAUUUCUAGGAAAAUUGAAUUCUCAUGCAAAGCAGGAACCCAAUUCCAUUUAUACAAGUUGAUCUCUAUAUUUUUCAUCUUG
Molecule: messenger RNA, 1299 nt
Organism: Gastrolobium bilobum
Lineage: Eukaryota; Viridiplantae; Streptophyta; Magnoliopsida; Fabales; Fabaceae
Product: PGR5-like protein 1B, chloroplastic
Exons: 7
Coding region: 60-911 (283 amino acids)
Biological process (GO): photosynthetic electron transport in photosystem I
Cellular component (GO): chloroplast thylakoid membrane
Molecular function (GO): oxidoreductase activity, acting on iron-sulfur proteins as donors
Source: RefSeq, a predicted model, not a curated record